Tupaia belangeri chinensis (Chinese tree shrew) is the source of this 3418-nucleotide messenger RNA. RefSeq names its product outer dynein arm docking complex subunit 2 (gene ODAD2). The record is from RefSeq and is a predicted model, not a curated record. Lineage: Eukaryota; Metazoa; Chordata; Mammalia; Scandentia; Tupaiidae. Gene Ontology annotation, molecular function: protein binding. Bases 34 to 3171 code for a protein of 1045 amino acids. The transcript is spliced from 19 exons.
UGCUGAGCUCUGAGCUGAGUGUCCACGGAGCCCAUGGGCGUGGCGCUGACCAGAUCGGCGCAGUGGACUGCGGCCGGACACGGGACCGGAACCCUGGAAAUUACCCCUCUAAAUGAAGCGAUAUUGAAUGAAAUUAUAAUGUUUGUGGAGAGUUUUAUCUAUAAACAUCCUCAAGAAGCAAAAUAUGCUUUUGUAGAACCACUGGAAUGGACCACAGAGCUGGACGCUUCCGCGUUCCAAUCAGGUUACGUUGUCAGUGACUCAACAGUCAAAUCAGAAGAAGUUGAUAAAAAUGGACAGCCUUUGCUAUUUCUCUCUGUGCCACAAAUUAAAAUUAGGAGCUUUGGUCAACUAUCACGCUUUUUAUAUAUUGCCAAAGGCACAAAGCUGAAAGAAGCCCAAGCAUGUAUUGAAGCUAAUAGAGAUCCCGUAGUAAAAAUCUUGGGCUCAGAUUUUGGUACGAUGGAAGAUGACUCAGCUGCCUUAAAUAUUCUUGAUAAAAUUACCAAAGAUGAUGAUCCUGAACGUGAGAUUAAGAUGAAGCUUGCCAUACUGCUGAAGCAACUGGAUCUGCACCUACUUAAUCAAUCUCUAAAACAUCUCUCACUAGAAAUUCAUUUAAAUCCAGUGACUGUGAAGAGGCAUAUAGAACUGCUCAAGCGUUUUUCAGGAAAAGGAGAAGAGACGGUCUUGGAAUCCAUUGAAUACACCUCAGAUUAUGAAUUUUCAAAUGGAUGUCGGGCCCCACCUUGGAGACAGAUUUAUGGGGAAAUUUGUUAUGUGCUGGUGAAACCACACGAUGUUGAAACUUUAUGCAUUACAUGCAGUGCAGAAGGAGUAUUUUUAAACGGUGGCAAAGCAGAUGAUGAAAGGGAAAUUAAUUAUGAGAGAAAAGGUGAAAUUUAUAAAGACCUGGUCACAUUUUUAAAAGAAAUAUCAGCAAAAUUUUCAGAAAAUAUGUCUAAACAGGAGAUUAAUUUUGAUGAAGAACAACAGAAAGAAAAAGAGCAGUUUGAUGCAGCACCUAAGAAGGAAGAGGCAGCCACCAACCAUAAAGCUCGUCUGGGCUCAGACAAGACUACAUAUCAGAAGAACCACAUUAAUUUAGCGAAGACUCAAAUGACCAAGAGACUAGAGCCAAGUUUAAAUUGGAAGACCUCUGUUGACAUCAAAGACCGCAAAAGCUUAGUGAAAGAUAGCCAAGAGGAAAAACACGGGACAAGACUGGACAAAACAAGAACAUCUAUUUCACCUGGAAGAGCUCAGUUACUCCGUAAGAGUAUUGAAAAACCCGAGGAAAUUAUUAGUGAGAGCUCUUCAGAGAGUGAGGAAGAUGAAGAGCCAGUUGAUCAUCGUCAGGAGGCAAAUGCAGAUUUGCCAUCAGAAUAUUGGCAAAUUCAGAAGCUGGUGAAAUAUUUAAAGGGAGGAAAUCAGACAGCUACAGUGAUUGCAUUGUGUUCAAUGAGGGAUUUCAACUUAGCUCAAGAGACCUGCCAGUUGGCAAUCAGGGAUGUUGGAGGCCUUGAAGUUCUGAUAAAUCUGCUUGAUACAGAUGAAGUCAAAUGUAAGAUUGGUUCAUUAAAAAUUCUGAAGGAAAUCAGUCAUAAUCCUCAAAUCAGACGUAGUAUUGUUGACCUUGGGGGCUUACCAAUUAUGGUUAAUAUACUUGAUUCUCCACACAAGAGUCUGAAAUGUUUGGCCGCUGAGACCAUCGCAAACGUUGCCAAGUUUAGAAGAGCCCGGCGGGCAGUGAGACAGCAUGGGGGCAUCACCAAGCUGGUUGCUCUACUUGACUGCGCAAAGAAUUCAAUAGAACCUGCUCAAUCCAGUCUGUAUGAAACCAGAGAUGUGGAAGUGGCUCGCUGUGGGGCAUUGGCACUGUGGAGUUGUAGCAAGAGUUAUGCAAAUAAAGAAGCCAUCCGCAAGGCCGGUGGCUUUCCACUGUUGGCCAGGUUACUGAAAACUUCUCAUGAAGACAUGCUGAUUCCUGUGGUGGGGACACUGCAGGAAUGUGCAUCUGAGGAAAACUAUCGGGCUUCAAUCAAAUCAGAAAGAAUCAUUGAAAAUCUAGUGAAGAAUCUGAAUAGUGAAAAUGAACAGCUGCAGGAGCACUGCGCCAUGGCCAUCUACCAGUGUGCUGAAGAUGAGGAGACCCGGGAUCUGGUUAGGCUGCACGGAGGACUCAAACCCCUGGCCAGUCUGCUCAAUAACACUGACAAUAAAGAACGGUUAGCUGCUGUCACAGGAGCAAUAUGGAAGUGUUCCAUCAGCAAAGAGAACGUGACUAAGUUUCGGGAAUACAAAGCCAUUGAAACCUUGGUGGGACUUUUAACUGAUCAGCCUGAAGAAGUACUUGUGAAUGUAGUUGGAGCCUUGGGAGAAUGCUGCCAAGAAUAUGAAAACCGAGUGCUUGUCCGGAGGUGUGGUGGCAUUCAACCACUUGUGAACCUCCUCGUUGGAAUAAACCAAGCUCUUCUCGUGAAUGUCACAAAAGCAGUUGGUGCUUGUGCAGCAGAACCUGAGAGUAUGGCGAUAAUUGAUCGUUUAGAUGGAGUGCGUCUGUUGUGGUCCCUGCUGAAAAACCCUCACCCAGAUGUGAAGGCCAGUGCAGCAUGGGCCCUCUGUCCGUGCAUUGAAAAUGCUAAGGAUGCUGGAGAGAUGGUUCGUUCCUUCGUUGGUGGUUUGGAACUUGUUGUCAAUUUGCUGAAAUCAGAUAACAAAGAAGUUCUGGCGAGCGUAUGUGCUGCUAUUACCAAUAUAGCAAAAGAUCAGGAAAAUUUAGCUGUUAUUACAGACCAUGGAGUUGUCCCUCUAUUAUCCAAGCUGGCAAAUACUAAUAAUGACAAACUGCGGCGCCAUCUGGCAGAAGCUAUUUCACGGUGCUGUAUGUGGGGCCGAAACAGAGUGGCCUUUGGCGAGCACAAAGCAGUGGCUCCGUUAGUGCGCUACCUGAAGUCUAACGACACCAACGUGCAUCGGGCCACAGCUCAGGCCUUGUAUCAGCUCUCUGAAGACGCCGAUAACUGCAUCACCAUGCACGAGAACGGUGCAGUAAAGCUUCUGCUGGACAUGGUGGGAUCCCCAGACCAGGACCUUCAGGAAGCUGCAGCCGGAUGUAUAUCCAACAUCCGCAGGCUGGCACUGGCUACAGAAAAGGCAAGAUACACUUGACAUUGGAACAGACAUGACCAGCCACCAAAGUUUACACAGGACAUGUUACUCCCGUGGCCAGGAAGCCUAAAUUGGGAAAUGCCAUGUAAUGAAGUGUACAGGCAGUAAGCUGGUGGUAAUUUUCCCAGAAUUUGAGAAUAUAUGUUUACAGUCUAGAUGUAUAUUUCAAUGAGGCUUUUGUUAUUUGUGGUGACUUAAUAAAGGACAUGGCCUUCCCGGUGUGCAGCUUCAUAGUUGUUCCCGAAUG